Messenger RNA from Loa loa (African eye worm), 712 nucleotides. RefSeq lists its product as hypothetical. The record is from RefSeq and is a predicted model, not a curated record. The transcript has 3 exons. Gene Ontology annotation, biological process: phospholipid dephosphorylation; phospholipid metabolic process; signal transduction. Gene Ontology annotation, molecular function: phosphatidate phosphatase activity. NCBI's taxonomy places the organism in Eukaryota, Metazoa, Nematoda, Chromadorea, Rhabditida, Onchocercidae. The coding region runs from base 112 to 642 and encodes 176 amino acids.
UCUAAAUUCAAGUGAAUUUUUCAGGGUUUCGAAACGUGUCCGAUCAAUUCUCAUGAAUAUAUCACAGACUUCGAAUGUACUGGUACGGAUAAAUACCUUAUUCAUGAAUCCAUGCUUUCGUUCUAUUCCGGUCAUUCUGCUUUCAGCUUUUAUGCGGCAUGGUAUACAGCGCUUUACUUGCAAGCUCGGUUAUAUCGACCAUUGUUUAGUCGCUUACUUUUACCGGUGAUCCAAUUUGCCUUAUUUGGUGGCGCUGCAUUUGUAGCUUAUACUCGGGUUAGCAAUUACAAGCAUCAUUGGUCGGAUGUGUUGGUUGGCUCAUUGUUCGGUUCUGCAAUUGGCAUCACUGUGGCAUUAUUUGUUGCGGAAGUAUUUUCACGUCGUGAGAUACCAUCGUGUGAUGCUCAUUAUUGCAAACGUGAAUUUGGCUUGACAACUGAAUUAGAACGAGCUGUUCCAUCAUCAGACGUGGAAACCGGAAUGACAAAUGUUAUACGAGCUGAUGGACCAGCUAAUCGUGCGCAGUUUGCCACUUCUCACAACAUUACUGUAACUGGAGUGACGGCACCAAAUGUGAAUGAAGUCGGAAAUAAUCAAAUGGCUCUGUUAUCUCGCCCAACAUCAGGGAACCAGAGAUUGUAAGCGCUUGUAAUGCUUCAUCGCCCAGCGGUAAUAAAUCUUUGUAAGUUCGCUGCAUUAAUUUUUCUCUCCG